Molecule: messenger RNA, 1539 nt
Organism: Striga hermonthica
Lineage: Eukaryota; Viridiplantae; Streptophyta; Magnoliopsida; Lamiales; Orobanchaceae
Source: the annotation of a GenBank genome assembly
AUGGUGUUUAAUAGCUACCAAUGGCCGAUGGAGCAGACGAUGGUUAAUGGAGUGGCCGCGACCACCGAAGUUGACUCGAAGGUUGCAUUGGUGGCUCAACUAGUCCCACUGGUGAUUGAGUGCGCGAAAGAUGGAUGCUUGCUAUUUUCCAACGGAGUUUACCGAGAUGAAAGCAGUGUCGAGCAAGCAAGCUCAUCGUCCGGAACAAGCUUAGCAAGAACGCUUUUCGACGCGUAUUGCGAAUCUAUUUACUAUGUUGAUCAUGGACGUGUUCCGGGUUUCGCUUUCAAGAACCAUCUUCCUUAUCUUGAGAUCAAGUUAGAUGGCGUCGGGAGGCUAGCGUCGAACGAUGUGCAGAAGCAAUUUUACCAGACAGUAGUGUUUAUGGGAUGCACCCUUGGAGAGUUGGAGCUAGGAAUAAUGUCAAGUGAGCCUCAGGUAAACUUAGAAAAGGAAAUAAAAAACUGGCUCCAAGCGAAUUUCUCCAUUAGCAACAUUCAAAACACACCAUCCUCAUCCUUAAGGUCCUUAUCCCUAUUGCCUUCGAUUUCCGACAUCAUAACCUCUCCUGAUUACCUCGUCACAAACGAACAAUGCCCGAGACCAAGAGAAGCAUUAUUUCUAGAAGAAGCACUUUUAGAGGAGAAGCUAAGAUUUGGAACCCUAAACCAAAUGCGUAAAGUCGGGUUACCAAAGUUGGAAAACGAACACGAUGCGAUGACGAAAGCUAUUCUAGUCGUCUUAACUUCUUCUUUGUCUUCUUCGUCUUCUGGCACGGUUCAUAACUCGGUUCCUUUGAUUAUAAGCCCGCGUGAGCCGAGCGGGUUUAGGAGCUACCACUCCGCUUUAGGCCCGGUGGGCCAAUUAAAAACCGGUCGAAAGCAAAAUAUGUUCAAGAGAAUCAUUUUGUUCUUUAGAGAAUUGAACGUGGGGAGAAGACAGGUAUUGGGAAUCGAGGAACGCGGGCCCACGGACAAGCAGUUGCACCAUGCGAUGGCCGAAAAAAGAAGGCGGGAAAAUAUGAGGCAGAGCUUUCGAGUGUUGAGAUCAUUGCUCCCUCCUGGUUCAAAGAAGGAUAAUGCAACGGUUCUUAGCAUGAUCACCGAGUUCAUAGACUCGUUGAAAACCAGAGUGGAGCAACUCGAGAAAAGAAACCAGACGUUAGAGACACACCUCUCGGCGAAUGUUCUAGACGAAGAUCAUGGAACGAAUGUGAAGAUCGUACAAAUUUCACAAUCAACUUCGGAAUCAAGAUUCUUGGACUUGAGAGUGUGGUUAAGAUCGCGAGAAUGUAGCUCGUCGGAUUUGGUGAUUAAGGUUUUAGGGUUCUUGAGGCAGCAAAGGGAUGUUAGCUUGGUGUCUGUACAAUACUCCAAUACCAGCAUGGUGGUACCAAAUUCAAUGCAUGGCCUUGUCUUGAGAUUGAAAAUUGAGGGAGAUGAAUUUGAAGAAUCAGGUUUCCAGGAAGCAGUCAAAAGGUUGUUGAUGGCCAGCCACACUGACAAUUUGACCUUUCUACCGAUAAUGAAAGAGCCGUGA